Molecule: messenger RNA, 1059 nt
Organism: Mesorhabditis belari
Lineage: Eukaryota; Metazoa; Nematoda; Chromadorea; Rhabditida; Rhabditidae
Source: the annotation of a GenBank genome assembly
AUGCUGACGUUGGUGAAUCGACGACUAAGAAUCUCAAAUGAUUCGAAUUUGAGAGGUGAACGGAAGCUCGUGAAAUGCCAUCGAAUUCUCUAUGAUCUCAAUGUGACGAGUGGAUUUUAUGUUAUUGAUAUCGAUUUCCUCACCGAAUUGCACACAAAUUGCGCGACUCAACCGAAAUCCCCAUUGAUAAUGAUGUUGGAUAAAAAUUUAGGGCACACACUCGAUAAAGAGCUUUUCAAUCGUUUCCAAAUUCUUCCCUAUGAGAAUUCAUCGAAGAAAGACUACGUUCAAGUACAAGAUGGAAACGUUUUUCGAUUAUUACCUAAAAGCAUUUCCUAUCUCCAAAUCGGCGCUAUUCACAUCCCCGCAAAUAUCCCUCAAUUUUUGCAAUUCUGGAAACGAUCUCGAAGGGUUGAUUGUAAAAAUGUUUUGGCGCGAGACGAGGAGGAGCUCGAGAAUCGAACGAUCCCGCUGAAUGGGAUCAAAGCGAUCGCCUCGGUUCGCGAUAUUUUCCUCUCUUUCGGCGCAUUCCCAUUCAUUCACGGAGGAUCUUUAUUGGGCUGGUACCGUGAAUGCUCGCUUAUUCCCCAUACAUAUGAUGCGGAUUUCGGGGUGCGAAUCGAUGAGAUGAGUCCCUCGAUUCAAUAUUAUUUGAGGACACUUCCCAAAGCGGCCGAUUUUGCCUUGUACAGAGCGUUGGGAAUGCUAUCAGACGGCUACGAGUUAACGAUUUAUUCCUGGGAUUUCUUUUUCUCAAUCGAUAUUUUCGGCAUUUACGAUGAAGGGGACAAAUCGUGGUGUGGAGGCACAUCGGAGACGCUGCAAAAGUUUCGAUAUUACUAUCCAAAAAUCGACGACUUUUGCUCGGCCGAUCUUCUCGAUCAUCAUUUCUUUAUUCCAUGCAAUGUGGAAGGGGUGCUAGAGGCCGAAUACGGUAAAGAAUGGGCAAAAGAUUUCCACACAAAAGCUUACGGUUGGAGUUCUUCGGCGAAAAAUGUGAAACACGUCGGGCAAUGGCCUGCAGAACUCAAAAAAGAUGUUUAUCAGAUAUUUUUAGAA